CGCCACACAGCGGGCGGCGGGGAGGGUUUUGCGGCCCAAGCCCACAACCCUUUUCGGCCUCGCGCCCUAUGUAAAGCUGGUGGCUGCAGCGGCAGGAGCUAGCGAGCCUGCUCGGUCGCCAGAUAGGCCCCGCUCCGACCCUCGUUCUGUCGCGCGGUGGGGGACCGGCGCGCACGCGCACACUCCUGCGCGCCCCGCCCCCGCGCGCGCGCUGCCGCGUCCCUCGACCCCCGGCCGCGCGCCUCCGGGAACUGAGGGAGCAUGCGAGACUACGACGAGGUGACCGCCUUCCUGGGCGAGUGGGGGCCCUUCCAGCGCCUCAUCUUCUUCCUGCUCAGCGCCAGUAUCAUCCCCAAUGGCUUCAAUGGUAUGUCAGUCGUGUUCCUUGCUGCGACCCCAGAGCACCGCUGCCGGGUGCCGGACACCGCGAACCUGAGCAGCGCGUGGCGCAACCACAGUAUCCCGCUGCGGCUGCAGGACGGCCGCGAGGUGCCGCACAGCUGCCGGCGCUACCGGCUCGAGGCGAUCGCCAACUUCUCGGCGCUCGGGCUGGAGCCGGGGCGCGACGUGGACCUGGAGCAGCUGGAGCAGGAGAGCUGUCUGGAUGGCUGGGAGUUCAGCCAGGACGUCUAUCUGUCCACCAUCGUGACCGAGUGGGACCUGGUGUGUGCGGAUGACUGGAAGGCCCCGCUCACGAUCUCCUUGUUUUUUGUUGGUGUGCUGCUGGGCUCCUUCAUUUCGGGGCAGCUCUCAGACAGGUUUGGUCGGAAGAACGUGCUGUUCGUGACCAUGGGCAUGCAGACAGGCUUCAGCUUCCUGCAGGUCUUCUCCAAGAACUUCGAGAUGUUUACCGUGCUGUUUGUCCUUGUAGGCAUGGGUCAGAUCUCCAACUACGUGGCAGCAUUUGUCCUGGGAACAGAAAUUCUUGGCAAGUCAGUUCGUAUUAUAUUCUCCACGUUAGGAGUGUGCAUAUUUUAUGCAUUCGGCUACAUGCUGCUGCCACUGUUUGCUUACUUCAUCAGAGACUGGCGGAUGCUGCUGUUGGCGCUGACGGUGCCGGGGGUGCUGUGUGUGGUGCUCUGGUGGUUCAUCCCUGAGUCCCCCCGAUGGCUCAUCUCUCAGGGACGAUUUGAAGAGGCAGAGGCGAUCAUCCACAGGGCUGCCAAAAUCAACAGAAUUGUUGCACCCUCCAACAUCUUUGAACCAAGUGAGCUACAAGACCUAAGUUCCAAGAAGCAGCAGCCCCACAGCAUUCUGGAUCUGCUCCGAACCCGGAAUAUCCGAACAGUCACCAUCAUGUCCAUAAUCCUGUGGAUGACCAUAUCAGUGGGCUACUUUGGGCUCUCCCUUGACACACCUAACUUACAUGGCGACAUCUACGUGAACUGCUUACUUUCAGCGGUGGUUGAGGUCCCGGCAUACACGUUGGCCUGGCUGCUGCUGCGGUACCUGCCCCGGCGCUAUUCCAUGGCCACCGCCCUCUUCCUGGGCGGCGGCGUUCUCCUCUUCGUGCAGCUGGUACCCUCAGACUUGUAUUAUUUGGCCACAGCCCUGGUGAUGGUGGGCAAGUUUGGAGUGACUGCGGCCUUUUCCAUGGUCUACGUGUACACAGCCGAGCUGUACCCCACAGUGGUCAGAAACAUGGGCGUAGGGGUCAGCUCCACGGCCUCCCGGCUGGGCAGCAUCCUAUCUCCCUACUUCAUUUACCUUGGUGCCUACGACCGCUUCUUGCCCUACAUUCUGAUGGGCAGCCUGACCAUCCUGACAGCCAUCCUCACCUUGUUCCUCCCAGAGAGCUUUGGCACCCCUCUCCCAGACACCAUUGACCAGAUGCUGCGGGUCAAAGGAAUAAAAUACAGGCAAACGCCAAGCCACACAAGGAUGUUAAAAGACGGUGAAGAAAACCCCACAGUCCUUAAAAGCACAGCCUUCUAACAACCUCCAGUGAGUGAGAAAGUGAAGAGGAAAGACCACUGGAAAUGGCUCAUGCAGACAGUGAGUCCUUCAGUGGCAAAGGUCUUUGCUGUUCAUUCUGUAGACCCUGUGUCUGACUUGCUCACAGAUGGGCCCCUGGACUCAGAGGCUGCAUGUGGUUCUAGGGCACCACCUUUCCUCCAAGGACACCGUGGCUACUGACAGACAACUUUAGAGAAGUCCUAACUAAUACAGUGAUGGACUGGGCACUUUCUAAGAAGUUGAAUGUUCACGAGAACCAGUGGGAUUUGGAAGAAUACGAGAGGCAUCUGCUAAAUAUACAUUUUAAUUUCAGACAUCCCUGAAAGGGCCUCUGAUAAAACCAGAGGUCUGAUCCCAUCCCCAGAUCUUUUCCCCCUGAGACUCCAAUGGUACACAUAGAGGGAAAGAAAUCAUGUCACAGAGAGUUUGAUUUCUCACACUUUUUUAGUUACAAAGGUUAUUAGCUGGGAUUGUUGCUUUCCCAGAGCAGGAGAGCCCAGGUGUGGGGACACCCGAAGGUAAUGAACAUGGAGGGGACAGAGCAGGUACAGAGCACAAGCAAGUGCAUUGACCUGUGGGCUCUUAGACCACUUGGUGUGACUACUGAGUAGACUCGUUUACAUCUGAUCAAAGCACUGGGCUUAUCCAGGCCCAUAACAAACACUUCAUUGAACUACUAUUCUUGUUUCCAUGCCAUGUCAAUCAAACCUAGCUAUCAUGGUUUCAAUGUAUGGUUUGAAGGAAAUGUGUCAGUGAGAAAGAGAGACAAGCAAACUUGUCUCUUCUGUCAAAACUAUAAUGUGGAUUUUGUGUUUUGUUCGUUGCUUGUUUUCUGUCUCUUUCUCCUUAAGUUAUUUGCCCUUCACAAUAGACUUAGGAAAGGCUGGUUCCUUAGCUUCCUGGUUUGUGUCUUUUUUUUUCCAACCCAGAAGCACUCUGGCACUGGUCUGCAGUUGCUGCUUAUGCAAGGACUUACCAGCCUCAGCCACUAGCACUUCUCUGAGUGCCAAAACUGACAUUACUGUAUCUGUUCCUUUUGUGGUACCUAAUCAUGGAAAAAAAUUACAAAGAAGAAAGUUAAGUCAUGUUCAGUCUUUCAGAGUUGCUCACUUCAGACAUGUGACAUGGAGAUAUUUUGUGUUCAGUGUAAUUGUCUUCUCUUUUCAGAUUGUUACCAUGGUACUCCUAAAGCAUAUGCUUCACCUGGUUAAAAAAACCAUUAUUUUUCAGAAAGCUACUAAUGUGCCUUGGGAAAUUAACAUGUUUUACUAAAUAAAAUGAUUUUUUAAAUAAUA
Pteropus alecto (black flying fox) is the source of this 3251-nucleotide messenger RNA. RefSeq names its product solute carrier family 22 member 5 (gene SLC22A5). The record is from RefSeq and is a predicted model, not a curated record. Gene Ontology annotation, cellular component: membrane. NCBI's taxonomy places the organism in Eukaryota, Metazoa, Chordata, Mammalia, Chiroptera, Pteropodidae. The transcript has 10 exons. Gene Ontology annotation, molecular function: transmembrane transporter activity; ATP binding. The coding region runs from base 262 to 1935 and encodes 557 amino acids. Gene Ontology annotation, biological process: transmembrane transport; carnitine transport.